GGCAGGUGGCACAGUGGACGGACGACGCCCAAACGAAGAGUGGUCAGCAACGGAGGUCGCUGGUCGAAAGUUUGGGGAUGAUCAUCGGCGACAAUCGCGUUAAGCGAGCACGACCGGCAUAAUGAGAGGGGUGGCGAAUAUUACCGGGGGGGCGGACGAUAUAUUAGGCGAUGAAGAUGGUGCAGUUGCGGAGGAUUGCGAGGUGGACGACGGGGCCGGUAAGGACGACGAGGAGGACGACGAGGAGAUGGAGAUUCAUCCAGUAGGGAGAAAGCGGGGAGGGUCGAGGGCCGCAAAAAAGUUGUCGGAAACGCGCACGGGGCGGAAGGGGAAGAACGGUGUGGAAGAUGCGUCGGCUGGCGAGGGAUCAAAAAGCCAGGAUUUUUUGACCGUGGAGCACAUGAUUGCUCUUAUCCGGGCAAAAAGAGACCAGGAUUCGCAUCUUGCCGGCCUCGCACACACCACGGGAAGAAUGAAGACGAAGACAUGGAAGUGGGACGACGUGGAGAAGAGGCUGGUGCACAUGGGGGUCACGAGUAGAAAGGCCGUCGAUUGUGGGAAGAAAUGGGACAACCUGUACCAGCAAUUCAAAAUUGUGCACAAGUUUAUGGGAGAAUCGGGGAAGCCAAAUUUCUUCACACUAAUGCCAGGCGAGAGGAAGGAGCGGGGGUUCGAUUUCUGGAUGGAUGAGCGUGUAUAUUCGGAGAUGGCAGCGAUGACUAGGAGCGAUCACACCAUACACCCCACCAAUCUUGCCGACACUGGUGCGACUGGAGGUGUUCAAAUGCCCGGCCCACGCGGAGGUCGGAAUGAAUCCGGCGGUAGUGAGGGGGGCGGGGAUGGACAGGACGACGAUCAGGGGUCCACGAGGGAUUCUAUCAGCUCGUGUGAGUAUGCCCUGAGACCACCUCCGGAGGUGGUCUCAGAAAGGGUACGCCCGCGGCCCCACAGGCCGCUGACAGAAGGGUCACGGUUUGAGGCAUUUCGGUAGCGAGCCUCUCCAGUGUGACCCGAAAAAUGACUCAAAUUUUGGGAUUUUGGGUCUUUUGGUCCUCAUGUGAGUAUGCCCUGAGGGGCGGUGUUUGUAUAGAAGCCUUCUAAGCACUAUAAAUCUA
This is a messenger RNA of Chara braunii, 1115 nucleotides long. NCBI's taxonomy places the organism in Eukaryota, Viridiplantae, Streptophyta, Charophyceae, Charales, Characeae. The record is from the annotation of a GenBank genome assembly.